This is a messenger RNA of Pochonia chlamydosporia 170, 1371 nucleotides long. RefSeq lists its product as hypothetical. The coding region runs from base 1 to 1371 and encodes 456 amino acids. Lineage: Eukaryota; Fungi; Ascomycota; Sordariomycetes; Hypocreales; Clavicipitaceae. The transcript has a single exon. The record is from RefSeq and is a predicted model, not a curated record.
AUGGGUCUCUUACUUGGCCAGCUACCCGUGGAACUCAGGCAGGCUGUGUUGGAAGAGCUUCCGUCACUUCACGACCUACAUAGGGCCAUUCUAUCUUGCAAGUCGCUUUAUGAUGCCUACCAGACUUCUCGAACCCUCAUUCGGCAAAGGGUCUUUCACCACCAGGUGUUUGGCCCUGAAUCAUUCAUCACCACCGACACGAGCUCGUUCACUGGCAAUGUUGACAUUGCAGAGCACAUUGUCGCUAGGUUAGAGAAAGUUGUGCCACAAGAUGGCUUGAUAUUGAGGCAAGUCUUGUGGCAAAACUUGCUGUCAUUUGAUCAGGGAAUCAUCACAGGAUCCAUGAAACAUGUGGUACGCACGUUGUCUCUAGCCCUAGCUCUUGCAUACCGCCGACAAGAUGGGAUGUCGGAAGCACAACAUACCGAAAUACACGCUUUACGUCUUUUGUGCGGGGAUUCGCAACUCAGUAUGGAUUCAAAAACGACGGACUUGGUUCUCGGCUGGCUGCAUGAUGUCGUUACAAAUUGCUCCGGCCAUCGUGGCAACCUGAACCACUUGAUUCAAUUAUGCAUGAAGAUAUCAAAGUUUUUACCUGUUGCAGAGCAUAAAAGUCUUCAUUCACUGUCCAAAGCCUUCUCGGACGCUAUCCUUCGUUGCUGCAAGGACGAACCAAAGGCCGAAGGCAAGGCCAUGGUUGAUGAUCUAUGGCUGGCUCUGGAAGAGGCGCAGAGACUCAACCACCCCAGCGGAGAGUAUUGCUUUCAUUGCUUGGAAACGGCCAAGGCACUAGUCGAGACUACUGAUUCUAUAUAUUUGACUUCUGAAACGACAAUCUCGAACUUGCAAAGGGUGUGGCGGACACUACCAAUCCGAAGUCAGGCAUUCGAAACAUGGUCGCAUCUCUUCAUCGCCAGCCAUGGAACCUCUACAUGCGACGGAGUGUUCAAGGUAUGGACAAGACUGCGGGAUAGUCCGGAUCCCAGUCCUGAUGAGUUCGAAUCGUGUGAUCUAGAAUGGGCCAGACAAGUGAUGGUGGAACUGAGCAAGCAUGAUGGCCACCAUGAUCGAAGAAUUACCUUUCAACACUCCGUUUUUAACCUUAUGAGAGCAAAUACUCCUAAAAAGUACGCAUUCGGUCGAAAUCUCGCUGACGAGUAUGCAAAACGUGGUCAAAUAGCUCAGGCCAUCUUGAUGAGAGAAGAAAUUGGUCAAGGGAUCGACGCAGGGUCGAACGUUUACAAAUCUUGGGCAAUGUCGUUGAAGAAAUUGUAUCAGACGGCGAAAAGAGAAGAAGAUGUUGACCGAAUGGAUGCCUGUAUUUCUCGCGCUACUCAAGCAAAAAGCCAAAUGACGACAGUGGAUAUUUAA